Triticum dicoccoides is the source of this 2154-nucleotide messenger RNA. RefSeq lists its product as uncharacterized. The transcript has 12 exons. Gene Ontology annotation, biological process: protein phosphorylation. NCBI's taxonomy places the organism in Eukaryota, Viridiplantae, Streptophyta, Magnoliopsida, Poales, Poaceae. The coding region runs from base 1 to 2154 and encodes 717 amino acids. Gene Ontology annotation, molecular function: protein kinase activity; ATP binding; protein binding. The record is from RefSeq and is a predicted model, not a curated record.
AUGGACCGCCAAGCAAGCGCUACUAGAGCGGACUUGGAGUACAUGCUAAUUAAUGAACUCGCUGAGCCAAAGGCCCUGCCUUUUUUACUUUUGAAAGACGUCACAAACAAUUUUUCUGAUAAGCAGGAAAUUGGACGAGGUGCAUCUGCGGUGGUUUAUAAGGGAUCCAUCGGGAAUCGUGCGAUUGCUGUGAAGAAGCUAUAUAUAACAAGUACACACGAGGAUAAGUUCAAAAAAGAGAUUGAUUGCCUGAUGAGGGUGAAGCAUAAAAAUAUUGUUCGGUUUCUAGGAUAUUGUUCCGAUGCACAAGGGUUUAUGACCAGGCACAAUGGGAAACUUAUCAUAGCAGACACGCUAGAACGAUUGCUUUGUUUCGAGUAUCUACAUGUAGGAAGUCUUGAUAAACAUAUCACAGAUGCAACAUGUGGAUUUGAAUGGAGCCAACGCUAUCAAAUAAUUGUUGGAGUUUGUCAGGGCUUACAUCGACUUCAUGAGGAUAACAUUCUUCAUUUGGAUCUGAAACCGGGAAAUAUACUUCUCGAUGACAACAUGCUCCCCAAAAUUGCUGAUUUUGGCCUCGCAAGGUGCUUGGAAAAAGACCAAACGAAGGUUCUUACUGAACAUAUAGGUGGAACAUUUGGAUACAUAGCACCAGAAUUACUCGGUGGUGGUGCAAUCACAGCCAAGACUGAUUUGUACAGUCUUGGAGCCAUAAUCAUGGAGAUACUGACAGGAGGCAGGCAGUAUAACAGAUAUCGCGUCGACGACGAUGUACUUGAGAAAUGGAUCGACAGGUUGGGAGAAUCGCGAACAAAUGCACAGUUGGACCAGAUAAGAGUAUGCGCUGAGAUAGGAAUCGAGUGCAGCAACAUUAACCCAGCCAUUAGACCAGAUAUAAAGCAAAUUAUCGAUAGACUUGGAAAGACAGGAAGUACACAGGAAACCCAAGAGACUGACAAGCUACUUCGCAUUCAGCCGACUGUACUUGUGUUUCGCUUGCAAUCUGGGAAGUUGAUCCCAUGCCCGCUACAGCUAACAAAUGACACAGAUGAACACGUGGCAUUUAAGCUUAGUACAACACAGAGUGUGGACUGGUCGGAGCACUUCAUGACCAGGAUGCCUAUAUAUGGCAUUGUCCCGCCGCGAUCCACCUACACCCUCAUUCUAACGGUAUUGGAGUGGGAGGUACCACACAAAAGAAGUUGCAUUAUGGUCCUGCAAAGUUGUAUAUCAGCAGACAACCACAUCCGGAAGUUCAGAGACAAACCUGAGUGCGAGGAAUUUUUCAAAGUUAACAAGGCACGGAAUGCAGUACAUGAGGUGGAACUAGGCGCCUUUUUGUGUCAGAAAGGACAGUCAACACCAUCUGAGAUCGUAUCCGUGGAGAAACCGUCAAAAACUCUAUAUUCCGUGGACACACAUCCCACCAAGCAAUGGAUUAUAACUGGACAUGACUGUGGACAUGUUCGCAUCUGGAACCAUGAGACAAAGAGCCUGUUGGAUUCGUUUAAAGUCUCGCAGGGACCAGUUUAUUCUGUUAAAUUUAUUGCGCGGAAGCAAUGGUUCAUUUCCGGCUCAGCGGAAGGUCUCAUACAUGUGUACAGCUAUGAAAAAGAAAUGCAAAAGAUCACCAGUUUCAGAGCUCAUGAUGGCCUCAUGUCGCUGGCCGUUCAUCCGACCCAGCCGUAUGUGCUGUCAUGGCCUCAUUCGCGUCACCACGAGAAGAAGCUUUGGAACUGGGAGAAGGGAUGGUUAUGCACACAGAUAUUUGAGAGGGAAUACUUUCAAAGGGAUUUUGUAUGCCAGGUUGCUUUUGACCCCAAGGAGACCAACCGUUUUGCUAGUACUUCGGAAUACAAAGUGAAGGUUUGGAGCCUUGAUUCUCCCAAAUCUAACUAUACUCUGCCAAAGUAUCUUGACAAAGUGAAUUUCCUGGAAUUCUUCACACGUGAUGAUCAGCAGUAUUUAGUUACUGGCUCUCAUGAUAUGACUGCAAAGAUAUGGGACAUGCAGAUGGAAAAAUAUGUUCCUGAUAAGCUGCAAAAUUUAAUGUCUCCGGUGGCUUCUCUUUUCUCACAUCGCAAUCUACCAAUACUACUUACAUGUUCAUCUGAUGGCACCUCUCAUUUCUGGAGCUCGAAAGACUUCAGGUAA